CCGGGGGGUGGGGGGGGGGGGGACGCGGUCCCUGCGGUCGGUCAGUCUGUCUGCGGGGCGCAGGAUCGCGUGGAAGGUUGCUGCAAGCUCCCAGGCGCCGCCUCCGCUGCACGCAGUCCGAUUCCGUGCAGCCUCUGCCGACCGAGCUCCUUCGCCGCUGCCGGACCCGGACCGCCCGCCUCCCGCUGCCCGCUCUCCCGCCCCUCCGGCCCCGGCGCCAAACGAGGAGGUGGGCAGCCACGCCGGCCAUGGACCGCCGGAGCUGAAGAGCCUCAGCGAAGCCCCUGGCCCUCGCGUCUCUUCGCCCUUUUCCCUGGAAAGGCGGGGGGAAAGAGGGGGACUAACCAGAAGAGAGAGAGAAGAGGGUGGGGAGGGGAAACCGGUGUCUCCCCCGGGGGCAGUCGCGCAUGUCCCCGAACCCACCAGAGGCAGAACUUUAAGGGACGACUUUUAUCAGUUUGCUCCCACCUUUUUGCCAAACCCUAAAAUGAAAGGACAAAAGUUGGCGCUGACUCUGGUAGCUCGGAUGACGACUGGAGCGUUUUCAGCGGCAUCUCCAGGAGAAAAACCCGUGUGCGUCUGAUUGUUCUGUGGCCCCCAAGCUGCAGUGCGCGUGUGUGUGGGGGGGUGUGUUUGGGUGUGUGUCUGUGUGUGUACACAGACGUCCACACACUCGCUCGCGGCCGCGGGAUCAGCGCCUGGAAGCAGACGUUUCGGCCACAGACUCAGACUCUUAGAGGAGGAGCUGGCUAUCGGGAGGCGUGAGCCGCCAAAAGUCUGCAGGAUCCUAGUGUGAAUGAACCGGAGGCACCUGGGCGCAGGGAUCACCUCCCCCACCCCCCGCCCUGGGCCAGAGUUGAGUGGUGGGGCAUUUUUUUUUUUCACCCUCUUGUGAAGAAUUUUUUUUUUUUUUUAUUAUUUGUUGUAAAGUCUUUUGCACAAUCACGCCCACAUUUGGGGUUGGAAAGCCCUAAUUACCGCCGUCGCUGAUGGACGUUGGAGAGGGAGCGCCUCGCCGAGGAACAGUCGCCUGCGCGCCCUCGCCGGACCCGUGGCUCCCUUGUUGCGCGCCGGCCAGGUUCUGCUCCUGCUGCCGGCAGGCGGACUUCGGCGCCCCCUCGGUUCCCGCGCGCAUCCCAGCGCUACUCUGGCUUGGACACCCAAACUCGAACGCUAGUGACGGCUUAGGCUCCAGUCCCCAGAGCCUGCCGGACGAGCCGUGGAGAAAGCCGCAGCUCUGCGCAGGAUCGUCUCCGCAGGCUUAACGAGGCCGCUCCGCUUGGAUUCUUCGGCUCUGGUGGGGACUUCCUCCCUGCGCCCCCUCCCCCUCGCAAUGAAGAAGUCGAUUGGAAUAUUAAGCCCAGGAGUUGCUUGGGGGACGGCUGGAAGGGCAAUGUCUUCCAAGUUCUUCCUAAUGGCUUUGGCCAUAUUUCUCUCCUUCGCCCAGGUUGUAAUAGAAGCUAAUUCUUGGUGGUCGCUAGGUAUGAAUAACCCUGUUCAGAUGUCAGAAGUAUAUAUCAUAGGAGCGCAGCCUCUCUGCAGCCAACUGGCAGGACUUUCCCAAGGACAGAAGAAGCUCUGCCACUUGUACCAGGACCACAUGCAGUACAUCGGAGAGGGCGCCAAGACGGGCAUCAAGGAGUGCCAGUAUCAGUUCCGACACCGGAGGUGGAACUGCAGCACCGUGGAUAACACCUCUGUCUUCGGCAGGGUCAUGCAGAUCGGCAGCCGCGAGACGGCCUUCACGUACGCGGUGAGCGCCGCGGGGGUGGUCAACGCCAUGAGCCGCGCCUGCCGCGAGGGCGAGCUGUCCACCUGCGGCUGCAGCCGCGCCGCGCGCCCCAAGGACCUGCCGCGGGACUGGCUGUGGGGCGGCUGCGGCGACAACAUCGACUACGGCUACCGCUUCGCCAAGGAGUUCGUGGACGCCCGCGAGCGGGAGCGCAUCCACGCCAAGGGCUCCUAUGAGAGCGCGCGCAUCCUGAUGAACCUGCACAACAACGAGGCCGGCCGCCGGACGGUGUACAGCCUGGCCGACGUGGCCUGCAAGUGCCACGGGGUGUCGGGCUCCUGCAGCCUCAAGACGUGCUGGCUGCAGCUGGCCGACUUCCGCAAGGUGGGCGACGCCCUGAAGGAGAAGUACGACAGCGCGGCGGCCAUGCGGCUCAACAGCCGGGGCAAGCUGGUGCAGGUCAACAGCCGUUUCAACUCGCCCACCACCCAGGACCUGGUCUACAUCGACCCCAGCCCCGACUACUGCGUGCGCAACGAGAGCACCGGCUCGCUGGGCACGCAGGGCCGCCUGUGCAACAAGACGUCGGAGGGCAUGGACGGCUGCGAGCUCAUGUGCUGCGGCCGCGGCUACGACCAGUUCAAGACGGUGCAGACCGAGCGCUGCCACUGCAAGUUCCACUGGUGCUGCUACGUCAAGUGCAAGAAGUGCACGGAGAUCGUGGACCAGUUCGUCUGCAAGUAGUGGGCGCCCCGCCGCCCGCCCGCCCCCCGGCCCCACUCCCAGGACCCACUUAUUUAUAGAAAGUACAGUGAUUCUGUUGUUGGGUUUUUUUUUUUAAUGUGUUUUCCAUCCCCAAGAAUUGCAACCAGAACCAUUUCCACCCCCUGUUCCCAUCUGAGAACUCUGUGGUUAAUAAUAUUAUAAUUAUUAUUUGGCAAUAAGGGGGUUGGGAACCAAGAAAAUAUUUAUUUUGUGGAUCUUUGGAAAGGUAAGGCAAGACUUGUUUCGAUGGUAUAAUGGAUGGGGGGAUAAAACAUGCCCUUGCUGAGAUGUGUGCACGUCUGGAGGCCAAGGAAACAUUGUUUCCUUUGUCUCAGUGUUCUAUGGGACAGGUGGCACCCCACUGCACGAGGGGGGCAGAGCCAUGCAUGACUCAGCAUCUGUGACCAGAAGGGGUUCUGUGCUCUGGGGAAGCCAGGAGGGCCUGAGAAACAGAUAAAACAAUGAGAACCCCACCCCCGGUCUUUCCCCGGGGCUGCCAGCCUGAAGUAUUUCCAAAAUGUAUUUAAAAUUUAAGAAUGAGAAUCUCAUUUCCCUUUAAGAAAGGUUUAUCACAUGUCUCACUGUCCUCCAGCAUUCCAUCUACAGCUGGUGCAUUCUAUUAGCUACUGAAACCUGGGGAGCAGGGAGAGAAGCCCCAGACAUUAAAAAAACAACAACUCCUUAUAUUGAGUCAGUUGACUUAACAUUCAAAGCUGUUGUGAGAAUCAGGUUAUCCACUUGGAAAAGGAUCCCUGAAUGAUUCUGGUACCAGACUUUUUGUUUGGAGAAGGGCAGAGAGGUUGGCUUGGCGAUAAAGGAAAAUAUACUGUAAUUUUCUUAGGGAUACUUGGUUAAUAAAUGAUAAUAAUGAAAAUAACACAUGAAUUCCAUUCACAGAUCCUCAGCCCGAACUACAAGGUAAUUGUGUGCAGUUCAGCCCUGCACCAAAGCAGAAAACCUAUUUGAGGGGAAAAAGUGACCUCCGCCCUCCCUCCUUGACCCCGAGCCCCCUCCGAUUCCGUGCCUUGCUGCGCUGCGGCCUCGUUUCCAAGCGGAGCUCCACCGGGUCCCCUCUGAUUGUAGGACAGGAAAUGAAACCUUAGGAGCUCCGCUUGGAAAACAGCUUGCUACUUGGGGAUUUUAUUCCCCUUACAACUUUUAUUUCGAGGAACAGUAGUCUUCUAUGUUUUCAUGACAUCACUUGGCGAAUGGGCUUCACAGAGGUGUGGCAGCAUUUCUGUCUUCUGAUCCUGUGCUCAGACUCUCCACUGACGCUUCCUGUUCCUCUGCAGGUGUACCUGGAACUGUUCCCGGUGGACUUGAACAGUUGGCUUUAUAAGGGGGGGAUUGGUUCAAUGGUACCUGAUAGCUCAGUCUCUUGUACAUAACAUACAUAUAUAUAUAUAUAAAUAUAAUUAUAUAUCAGUGCAGCCAGUGAUUUAGAUUUACAGUUUACUCUGGGGUUAUUUCUUCGGUCUAGAGCCUUGUGGUCCUCCACUGCAAUCCAAAUGGGAUUUCCCCCGACGGUUUCUAAGUUGAGCUCGGGCUGUGGCCCUGAUGCCAUUACAUGCUGAGCAUCACGAAGGAGCUGUGUUUCUGAGGAAUCUGGAAGGUCUUAGUCAUGGGCAUGGUGGUUGGAAGAUUUCUUUGGUCUCCCUGCUCCGUCCCCUGGUUCUCCAGCCUCGUUUUCUGAACCCUUUCUGGAGAGGGCAUUACUUGUUCAUUACAGAGGUGGGAAUGAAGAGGACACGCUGUCAGCAUUUCUGUCUCCUUUGCUCACUCUGCAGGGUGGAACUUGGUGCCCGUUAGACCUGAGGGCACCUGUACCGAGUCCCUAGGGAAAAUCCAGCUCACAACAUCUUUAGCUAGUUUAAAAAAACAAAAACAAAAAACCAGGACAUCUCUUUGCAAAGAGUGCCAUCACCUGUGUUCUCAUCUUGUACUGUUUGAGAAGUUUGGGAGAGACACGUUCUCCUGCAGCCCUCACAGGCUCAGUGGCCCUCAGGUCACCCCGGCCACCUGCGGCUCUUAUUGCACAAGGAUAUUCACUCCCCCUGCCCCCAGCUGCAGUGAAUUGCAAGCAAAAGAUCUUGAAAGUAAAAAGCACUAAUUAGUUUAAAAUGUCACUUUUUUGGUUUUUAUUAUACAAAAACCAUGAAGUAAUUUUUUUUAUUUGCUAAACCAGAUUUUUUGUUCCUUUCUAGUGAUUCAUGUUUAUGAAGAGAGUUGAGUUUAACAAUCCUAGUUUUUAAAAGAAACUAUUUAAUGUAAAAUAUUCUACUUGUCAUUCAGAUAUUAUGUAUAUCUUCUAUGGCCUUUAUUCUGUACUUUUAAUGUACAUAUGUCUGUCUUGUGUGAUUUGUAUAUUUCACUGGUUCAAAAACAAACAUUGAAAGGCUUAUGCCAAAUGGAAGAUAGAAUAUAAAAUAAAAUAUUACUUGUAUAUUGGUAAGUGGUUUCAAUUGUCCUUCAGAUACUUCAUGUGGAGAGUUUUUGAGAAAACAUGAGGGAUAGUUUAGGGGUAACUACAUGUCAGAAUAAUAGAAGAGUGGAGAAUUUUACCAAAACCAAACUAUUUGGGAGCUUCAAAAGAUUUCUAUAUGUAACGGAACAAAAGGGGAAUUCUCUUUUCCUAUAUAUGUUCCUCAAAAAAAUCAAGCAGAUGGCUUAAAGCUGGUUAUAGGAUUGCUCACAUUCUUUGAGCAUUAUGCAUGUAACUUAAUUGUUUUAGAGCGUGUUGGUAUUGUAGCAUCUCAGAGGAGAACUGAAAAGGCACAUGCUUUUAUCCAUGAACAGAAUUUUAGUGCAAAAAAAGUGUAUUUGUGUUCACCACUGCAGCUAGUGCGCCACUCUAUUUGAACUUCCUGUGUAUGGAGUGUCUCUUCGCCCCUUGGAAAGUAGUUUUAUUAAAAGCAAGCCUCAAUCUGCAGAGAAUGAAGGAAACUGAAGGUUCGUUGUGUUAAGUGCAAUUAAUACGAGCCCUCGUGCUUCUUGAAGGCGCAGUGAGUCUGGGCCGCGACGCACAGACUGAUACGUUAGCCCCUUGCUUUUUUCUUGGAUAACCUUGUAACAUGUUGAAACCUUUUAAGGAUGCCAAGAAUGCAUUAUUCCACAAAAAAACAGUAGACCAACAUAUAGAGUGUUUAAAAUAGCAUUUCUGGGCAAAUUCAAACGCUUGUGGUUCUAGGACCCACAUCUGUUUCAGUUUUUCCUCAGUUGUAUAUUGACCAGUGUUCUUUAUUGCAAAAACAUAUAUUCGAUUUAGGAGCGUCAGCAUAUUUUUUUUUUUCUUCUCAUCCUGGACUGCAUUCAAGAUCUUCCCAAUACAGGAAAAUUAACAAAAAAUUUAUAUACAGGCAGCAGCAAACGGAGAUAUAUGUUCAAAAUAGUAAUUAUGGGCUUAAGUAAAAGGAAGGCUGUUUUAAGCUUUAGUCCAGUAUAUCUGUUCAGUUCUUUGAGCUGUUGACCUCCCGAGACUGGCACUGUUCAGUAGGCCAUGCAAACCCUCUGCUUGUUCUAUUUUCCAAUACAGUUUUCAAUUUGUUUUUGUAAGACCUUAUUCAAGCCACCAGAAUCAUCAAAGAUGACAUGCUAGCACAAGUAUUCCAAAUAAGAGACUGUCACAGGCUGACUCCUAGAGAUCAUUAGCAAAAGCAGCCCCCAAAGAGUGAGUGAUCCAUAAUGUAAAUAGAGACAGCUAGAAAAAGUACUAAUAACUUAAAGGAUAUAUAUAUAUAUGAUGCAAAUACACACCAAGGCAUAGGUCUGCAGUACUGCAUUAUCACUGUAAAAUAUACUUCUAAAAUAUUUAUUUUUUUAAAAGUAUUUGUUACUCUCCCCUCUCUGUGGAUUGGUGAGAGCCAGAUGCAGAUGCUAUACUUUGAAAGUAAGACAAUGAAAUGCAUUCUUAAUAUUGGAAACAGCAAUGCAGGAAUUAAAACUGAGUAAAAGAAUCUUCCAAUUUACCUAUUCACACAGACCUUAUAUUUAACUCUGAUGACUGGAUAAUAUUUUAAUGUUAGAGAAACAGCAUCUUGUUAGCCAACUUUUAAAAAAUGGAUGUGGAAUGAUUAAAGGCCGGUAUGAUUUUUUCUUAAAAAUGUAUCAAUUUUAAUCUAGAAGAUUUAAUUAACAUGCUGUCUCUGUAUUUCAGAGGCAAACAAGAAAUGAGGAAAAUUGCGUUGUAGACCAGUUUUACGUGCAGUGUACUAUUUGUUGGGCUAGAAAUGAGAUAAAGAUUAUUUAUUUUUGUUCAUAUCUUGUACUACUUUUCUAUUAAAAUCAUUUUAUGAAA
Dama dama (fallow deer) is the source of this 6791-nucleotide messenger RNA. RefSeq names its product Wnt family member 5A (gene WNT5A). NCBI's taxonomy places the organism in Eukaryota, Metazoa, Chordata, Mammalia, Artiodactyla, Cervidae. The coding region runs from base 1334 to 2476 and encodes 380 amino acids. Gene Ontology annotation, cellular component: extracellular region. The record is from RefSeq and is a predicted model, not a curated record. Gene Ontology annotation, molecular function: frizzled binding; cytokine activity. Gene Ontology annotation, biological process: multicellular organism development; cell fate commitment; neuron differentiation. The transcript is spliced from 5 exons.